This is a messenger RNA of Aplosporella prunicola CBS 121167, 2510 nucleotides long. RefSeq lists its product as uncharacterized. The coding region runs from base 100 to 2049 and encodes 649 amino acids. The transcript is spliced from 4 exons. The record is from RefSeq and is a predicted model, not a curated record. NCBI's taxonomy places the organism in Eukaryota, Fungi, Ascomycota, Dothideomycetes, Botryosphaeriales, Aplosporellaceae. Gene Ontology annotation, biological process: protein folding in endoplasmic reticulum. Gene Ontology annotation, molecular function: protein-disulfide reductase activity; FAD binding; thiol oxidase activity. Gene Ontology annotation, cellular component: endoplasmic reticulum; endoplasmic reticulum membrane.
CUCCGACUCGUGUUUGCUUCAGAUAAAGCUUCGACCCUCCUUCUUUGAAACGUCCCGUGGCAUGCGACCCUCUGUCCUUCAAAUACUCUCUUUCUAGUUAUGCGGCCAGCGGCACACGUCUUCUACCUGGCAGUCUUUGCGCUGCUGGGCACCUCCAAUGGCGCUUCGCAUUCCAGUGCGAAGCCCAAGGCCAAGGCCGACGAGUGUGCAUUUGAACCCGGCGCCAUCGUCUCGGACGCCUGCGCCUCGUAUGCAUCCCUCGAGGAGCUGAACGACCAGCUCUCUCCCCACCUCCAGAAAAUCACCCGCGGCACCGACUACUUCUCCUACUACCGCCUCAACCUCUACAACAAGAAAUGCCCCUUCUGGUCCGACGAGAACGGCAUGUGCGGCAACAUUGCCUGCGCCGUCAACACGCUCGAUAACGAGGAGGACAUACCGCUGGUGUGGCGGGCGGAAGAGCUAGGCAAGCUGGAGGGCCCCAAGGCGGUGCACCCGGGGCGCAAGGUGCGCGAGGAGCGGCGCAACCAAAAGCCGCUGCAGGGCAAGCUGGGCGAGGGCGUGGGCGAGAGCUGCGUCGUCGAGUACGACGACGAGUGCGACGAGCGCGACUACUGCGUGCCCGAGGACGAGAGCGCCGCGAGCAAGGGCGACUACGUCUCGCUGCUGGACAACCCGGAGCGCUUCACCGGCUACGCCGGCAUGGGCUCGCAGCAGGUCUGGGAGGCCAUUUACCGCGAGAACUGCUUCAGCAAGCCCAAGGGCGACGAGCAGAUCAGCCCGGUUGGCGGCAUGGGACUUGGCUCCUCGUCGCCGUUUGGCGUUGCUGGUGGUGGUUUGACGGGUGGCCAGGGCCAGGCGGCUCAGGACCUGCGUAACGUCAUGCGCAGCCAGCCGCUCCAGCGCCACGUCCAGUCCGCCAUCGCGCAGGGCAACAAGCCGCCUGCGCGCGUCGACCAGCUCGAGUUCGAGGACGACUGCGUCGAGAAGCGCGUCUUCUAUCGCGUCGUCAGCGGCAUGCACGCAUCCAUCACGACGCACCUGUGCUACGAGCACAUGAACCAGACGACAGGCACCUGGGGCCCCAACCUGGCGUGCUACGAAAAGCGCCUCCACGGCUUCCCGGACCGCAUCUCGAACCUGUACUUCAACUACGCGCUGGUCCUGCGGGCCGUAGGCAAGCUGCAAAACUACUGGAAGAACUACGAGUUCUGCGCCGCAGACCCCUCCCAAAACGCCGAGACCAAAGACCUGGUCCUCAGCCUCUCGUCGGCCAUCCCCGAAAACCAAAAAGACAGCAUCUUCGACGAGGGCGUCAUGUUCCAGGGCGACCACGCGCUGCUGAAGGAGGACUUCCGCGACCGCUUCCGCAACGUCUCCCGCGUCAUGGACUGCGUCGGCUGCGACAAGUGCCGCCUCUGGGGCAAGCUGCAGACGGCGGGCUACGGCACCGCGCUCAAGGUCCUCUUCGAGUUCGACGAGAACGAGCUGGACCAGACGAAGAACCCGCCGCUGCGCCGCACUGAGCUCGUUGCGCUCAUGAACACGUUCGGUCGCGUCAGCCACUCGCUGGGCGCGAUCAAGCACUUCAGGCAGAUGAUCGAGGAGCGGGAUAACCCGACGCCGAAGGCUGAGGCUGAGGCGAAGAAGGACCAGUCCGAGGUGGACGCGGACGCGCCCCUCCCGCCCCACGUGCGCGACGCGCUGGCCGACGCGCCCGCCGUCCCAAGCGAGCAACAGCGCGAGCAACGCGACCGCGAGGCCGCGGCUCGCCGCCAGGCGUACCUGGACAACGACAGCGACGAGCCCGAGUUCCUAAGGCGCAGGCGCAUGCGCCGCACCACGGGUGUGUGGGACAGCAUCAAGGUCGAGUCGCAGCUUGUGUGGGAUGCGACGUGCUGGGUGCUGAAUCAGUGGGUUAAUGCGCCUGCGAAGUUCUUCAACAUCGCCGUCUUCGAGAUCAGCCGCCUCUGGGACUACUGGCUGGGCCUGCCCGUCAAGCCGCGUGGCUGGGAGGUUCGCUUCCCGGGCUGGCGGAACGAGCUGUGAGGUAGGCCGCUAGGACUACACUCUUAGGGCCUUCUGUGAGGACUUUCCGCGAGGACUAUCCACUAGGGCUGUCUGUUAGAUGCAUCCUUCCUUCAAGACUAAAUAAAUAUGGGCUUUGUUUUUGUUUUUGUGCGUUUGGGGCUUGGGCUUGGGCUUUGGGCGGGCUUUGGGGCUGGGGGGUUGGGGAGGUGUUUUGUGGUUUUUGCGCUUUGAUCUGUGGAUGAUGGCCUGUCUGAUAAUUACUGACUGUGCAUAUCGGUUCGAUGCUGUUCUUGUCUAUGUCUUUGUUUGUGUUUGUGUUUGUUCGGUUUUGGCUUUGGUUGUGUUGUGGCUUUGUUGUGUUGUCUCGUGUGCGCUUGUGCUUUUGUGGACUUGUCAGCUUUUGCUUUUUCGCUGCCUGUCUGUAUGUCUGUCUGUCUAUCUCGCUGUCUCUGUGUGUGUGGGUUGUGUGCAGCUAGGGG